UUGGUUUCAUUAGUGCUACUAAUCUGUUUGAUGGGCACGAAAGGAUCAGCUAGCAUGGUUGUUCCAUGUAACAUCUACAAUUCCUCGCAGUAUGCAGGACUUUCCGCAGACUGCACCCACCGAAAUCUUACAAGUGUUCCCUCAAAUUUGCCAUCUGGCAUUGUUUUCCUAGAUAUCAGUGAUAACAAACUUGAGGUAUUAGACAAUUUUGCAUUUAAAACAUUGCCAAAACUAAGACAUUUGAUAGCAGUAGAUAAUAAUUUAAAAUAUUUAAAGAUGAAAACAUUUCACGGCUGUGCAUCUUUAGAAACUCUAAAUAUUGCAUCAAAUUCUCUCGAAUACAACAUCAGUACCUUCCCAACUGGGGUAUUUGAACCGCUAAUAAAUCUCACAACACUACAUUUAGAAGAGAAUAUUGACACUCCGUUUGGAUCUUACCCCGAAGGCCUGUUCAAACCACUGCACAAUUUAGAAAACCUUUACAUUGAUAUAUUUGCCCACACAGUGUUUGACGAACAAUUUGGUUUUCUGUAUAAUCUUCAAUUUCUGAAAUUAUUUUGCCAACAUGCAAACCUUUUUAACAAAACGUUUACAGCUUUUAAUAGGUCUAAGCUGGAGUUUCUUUACUUGGAUUCUUGCAGUUUGACCGAUAUAGAACUCGACACUUUUAAACCACUCAUUUCCCUUCGUCAUCUGAAGAUAGAAGGACGACCAUUAGGAAUUCGAAAAGCAUUUUUAUCAUUGCAUGGACUUCAACACAGGUCAAUGGAGACUAUUCAUUUUCAUAGAGUUUUAGUGGCCAUAUUUAGCCUUGCAAAAGAAAGACUAGAAUCGACAAUGUUGGAUUCACAAGCUAUAAAAUAUUUGAGGAACAUAUGCGUCAAACAACUGAUUGUGGUUGAUUGUAAUAUAGUGGUAAUAGAUGUUCCAAGUCUAAGAGGAACCAUUUUCUCAAAGUGUAUUGAGCAUAUUGACAUGCACAAAAACAACGUCCAAACUUACGAUUUAUCAUAUAUUUUUACUGUAUUUUCGUUCGUUCGUCUUCGUUUUUUGGAUAUUUCUUUUAUUCACAACGGGAAAAGACGUUCUGUUCUGAAAGCAAGUACAACAUCUGUCAUCGAUGCUGGAAUCAGUAUAUUCAAAUUUAGAAGAACCUCAAAUUGGCCGAUUACUUUACCACAUAAUAUAAGCUUGAUUAAUAUAUGUGGUGUGACUGCAAAUUUUGCAAAAAUUGUUAAACCUGAUUUAAAAUUUGUUAAUGGAGAAGCAUUGAAAGUGAUUAAUAUGAGUUUGAUUGGACUGACAUAUGUUGGUGCAAAAAUAACAGGUCUUGAAAACCUGGAUACACUGGAUUUCUCGUAUAACCCUGAUCUAAAUAUCGAACCCAGCUUUCUGGAUGUAUGUCCAAACAUUAGAAAACUUUAUUUGGGUGGAAAAUCUCUAAAACAAAAUUAUUUGAUGGAAAAUGGAACAAGGCUCUUUCAAAAUUUGAAACACUUAACAGAGUUAGACAUUUCACAUAACGAUUUGAGUAUUCUGCCAAAGGAUUUGUUUAAAAAGAACUCUAAUAUAAAAGUGAUUAAUUUAGCAGGUAAUAAAUUUCAAAUAUGUUCCAUCAAUACCAAAGAUACACCUCAACUUUCUAUACUGGACCUUUCUGACAAUUCUCUGAGCUUCCUCGGUGAUACUACCAUGGCAGAACUAGACAAGAUGGUAGAACCAGAUUCUAACAAAAGCUUCUCACUGAUGCUGAAAAAUAACUUCAUGUUUUGUGGAUGUAGCAGUCAGAGGUUCAUUCUAUGGCUGUUUGAAACUCCGGUGCAACUUGACAACGGCGGAAACUACAAAUGCAUAUCACAAAAUGGCUCUAUUACAACUACAGGCGACAUCUAUAAUCGUUUUGAGGGAGAAUGGCGGUCCUGUGUUAGCCAUUUCUGGCUUUCUCUGGCUGUAAUAGGAUUAAUUAUGCAAGCGGGGACUGUUUUGUUUAUUAUUUUAGUAAUAAAAUUCAAAUCAAGAAUUAUUUGCUUUUUUCAGAGGGUCUUUGGAGCUCCAUUACGCUUACCACAACGUCGUGACUUUCAAUAUGAUGCGUUUAUAGGUUACUCGCAAUCUGGCAUGCACUUUGUGUGCUUGAACAUGGUACGGAAUUUGGAACAAGUACGGAAUUUGACACUUUAUUUACGCGAUCGGGAAAUCCCCCCGGGGGAGGACAUGGUUGACGGGAUCUUGUUUGGGAUAAAUAAAAGCUGGAAAACUGUGUAUGUGUUGACACCAAAUGUCGAUGAAGACCAGUGGAUGACAUUUGCAGUGAAAGCUGGCGUCUAUAAUGUAACCGAUCUAAGAAUUGACCGUGUGCUGGUGCUGGUGCACAGUGAGUAUGAUCAACAGAUUCCUGAUCCCAUUUUACGCGUUAUUGAUGAGGACUGCAUAUUCAGAUAUUCACCACAAACCACUGACCGCGAUCCGGUCUGGAAUAACCUGUACGAUGCUAUUGUUGGGCGUCAACACUAAAUCUGAAAAAGUGAAUUGUAGUAUGAUAAGUUAUUAUCAUAAUAUCAUCUUGAUUGUCAGCUUUGGCAAAGUAACCUGAGCCUUGUCUGUCAACCGAUAUGCUAAUGUUGAAUUCAAAUUCCUGGCCUUCAGUUUUACUUCUUCUCAUCCUCAUUCUUCUUUGUCUGCUUCUUGUUCUUUUUUUCUUCUUCUUUCACUGCUUUUCCCUUUUGUUCUUCACCUUCGUUCCUUGGAAAAGGACAUAGCUCAGUGAUAAAGUGCUCGCCUGUUGGUGGGCCCAUUGAGCUAUUUCUUGUUCCCGCCAGUGGUUCUGGUCAUCCAGGUUUUUGUAAUACCCCAAAAUGCAAUUUCGA
This is a messenger RNA of Gigantopelta aegis, 2867 nucleotides long. Its product is annotated as toll-like receptor 4. NCBI's taxonomy places the organism in Eukaryota, Metazoa, Mollusca, Gastropoda, Neomphalida, Peltospiridae. The record is from RefSeq and is a predicted model, not a curated record. Gene Ontology annotation, cellular component: membrane. Gene Ontology annotation, biological process: immune response; toll-like receptor signaling pathway. The coding region runs from base 31 to 2514 and encodes 827 amino acids. The transcript has a single exon. Gene Ontology annotation, molecular function: protein binding; transmembrane signaling receptor activity.